This is a messenger RNA of Fusarium musae, 1173 nucleotides long. RefSeq lists its product as uncharacterized. The coding region runs from base 1 to 1173 and encodes 390 amino acids. Gene Ontology annotation, biological process: transmembrane transport; carbohydrate transport. Gene Ontology annotation, molecular function: carbohydrate:proton symporter activity. The record is from RefSeq and is a predicted model, not a curated record. Gene Ontology annotation, cellular component: membrane. NCBI's taxonomy places the organism in Eukaryota, Fungi, Ascomycota, Sordariomycetes, Hypocreales, Nectriaceae. The transcript is spliced from 3 exons.
AUGGCUUCUAAGCCUUCAUCAAAGGUCAACCAUAUUCCCGCCGAUGAGCCGAAGAGGCAAGCCCACAAUGCAGAAGCCAGCGCCGCCACGGCGCUAGAGCACGAGCUUACCUUUCGCGAUGCCGUGCGUCUCUACCCCAAAGCCAUUGGCUUCUCACUGCUGUUCUCCAUGGCGAUUAUCAUGGAAGGCUACGACAUGGCUCUCAUUGGCUCGUUUUACGGAUAUGAAUCGUUCCGCAACAAGUAUGGCAACCAACCAGAUCCCGAUGGCGGCAUGGUUAUCUCUGCGGAUUGGCAGACGUACAUCCAAGUCGGCGGUAUGUGCGGGCAGAUCUUCGGGCUGUAUCUCAAUGGCUGGGUGUCUGAUGCCAUUGGAUACAAGAAGACUAUGAUACUGGCGCAGAUCAUCAUGGUCGCUUUCACAUUUAUCGUGUUCUUUGCGAAGAAUAUCGAGAUGAUCCUUGCGGGACAGAUUCUGAUGGGCAUUCCAUGGGGUGUCUUUCAGACCUUGACGUUGGCAUAUGCAUCUGACAUCGCUCCCGUGGUUCUCAGGCCUUAUCUCACGGCAUAUGUGAAUCUCUGCUGGGUUAUCGGGCAGUUGAUAUCAGCCGGGGUCCUUCGCGGAUUUCUCAAUCUCGAUAAUCAGUGGUCGUAUCGCGUUCCAUUUGCGUUGCAAUGGAUGUGGCCACCGUUCAUCAUCCUCGGCACCAUCUUUGCGCCAGAAUCGCCUUGGUGGUUGGUUCGCAUGGGCCGCCACGAAGAUGCAAAGAAGGCCAUUCUGGGCCUCGUCACGCCUCAGCCGGAUCUCAAGUUCGAUGCUGAUGCACAAGUCUCAAUGAUCCACGAGACAAAUGAGCUUGAAAAGGCUACAUCUGCAGGCACUAACUAUUGGCACUGCUUCAUGAGAGCUGACUUGAGAAGGACUGAGAUUGCGUCCAUCACAUACGUCGCGCAAGCCAUGUGCGGCAGCGUUCUCAUGGGGUAUUCAGUCCAAUUCUAUGAGCGUGCAGGACUCUCGUCAAACAGCGCGUUUACCCUCAACAUCGUACAGUAUUCUGUAGGCGCAAUCGGCGUCAUACUUUCAUGGUUCCUUAUGGCGAGAUAUGGACGGCGCGCGCUAGAUUCCAUCAACACGAUUGAAGGCGAAAACGAUUGUAUUGGCGCGCAACUUUAA